UUCCGGGUGAGCCGGUGGCUGCGUGCGGGCGGCGGCGCCAUGAAGCUGACGCGGCAGAAGCACGCCAAGAAGAACAUGGGCUUCUAUAAGAACAACUUCGGGUUCCGCGAGCCGUUCCAGGUGCUGCUGGACGGCACCUUCUGCCAGGCCGCGCUCCGCAACAAGAUCCAGAUCCGCGAGCAGCUGCCCGGCUACCUCGGCGGCGCCGUGCAGCUCUGCACCACACGAUGUGUUCUAAAAGAACUGCAGGCAUUGGGAAAAGCUCUUUAUGGAGCAAAAUUAAUUGCCCAAAGUUUUCAAGUUCGAAACUGUUCUCACCACAAGGAUCUUGUGAGUGGUUCGGGCUGUUUACUUUCCAUGAUUGAAGAAGGCAACCCUCAUCACUUCUUCAUUGCUACACAGGACCAGGCUUUAGCAAACAAAGUGAAAAAGAAGGCUGGCGUUCCCCUCCUCUUUAUUAUUCAGAACACCAUGGUGCUAGACAAACCUUCUACUAAAUCUUUGGCAGUUGUUCAAAAGUUGCAGACAAAUCAGCUUGUUCCAGAGUACCAAAAACAAAGUAUUGUGCAGCUUAAAGAACAAGAAGGACUAACAAAGCAAGGAGGUGAAAAGAGAAGAAAACGUAAAAGGGCAGGCGGCCCCAAUCCCCUCAGCUGUCUGAAGAAGAAAAAGAAGAAAACACAGGAGGGUCAGGAGCCUUCUUCUGAGAAGAAGAAAAGAAGAAAAAGAAAACGAAAUAGAGUUAAAGCAGAAGCUAUGCAGUCAGUGCAGAAGAAUGAAGAAGAGUAACCCCAGCUUUGUAAACAAUGCAGGACUUGAACCUUGUUUGAACUUUGCAAAAAGAAAGGUUAAUAUGCACUCAUGAAAUUAAUUGUUAAUAUUAAAACUUAUUUUUAUGAGGUGGUACAGCUCAUUACUGCAUCUCAGUGUUUGCGGGUGGUUGUCCCAGUAAUUUAUUCUGUUGUUUAGUAACUGGGUUUCUGACAAAAUAUGUAGGAACCCUCGUAUUUCAUUAUUCUCUUCAGCAUCCUGAUUCCUGUCAGACAAUUCAUGUGAUCAUUGAGAAUUCUUUAGAAUUGUUUAUGGUUCAUGUGGAUUUUGGUGGGAUACUAGACUUCUUCCUAAAUCUACGUUGCUAUUCAUACUAAAACUAGUUCUGACACUUGUUUUGGUAUAGAAUGUGGAAUUGACCUAAAUGAGCAGAGUAUCUUAUUUAUCUCUUUUGUUUUAAUAGAAAAGUUAACACUUCUGUAAAGUGACCAGAUGCUCUCAAGAAGUCCCUUCCAGUCUGUUAUUCCAUAAAUUACAUGUGGACUGGUA
This is a messenger RNA of Melopsittacus undulatus (budgerigar), 1320 nucleotides long. It is a transcript of the gene UTP23, whose product is annotated as UTP23 small subunit processome component. NCBI's taxonomy places the organism in Eukaryota, Metazoa, Chordata, Aves, Psittaciformes, Psittaculidae. Gene Ontology annotation, molecular function: small ribosomal subunit rRNA binding. Bases 40 to 789 code for a protein of 249 amino acids. The record is from RefSeq and is a predicted model, not a curated record. Gene Ontology annotation, cellular component: nucleolus; small-subunit processome. The transcript is spliced from 3 exons.